CAAACCCCAUCCUGUCUACCAUAAUACGCAGGCGCAUCUCCUCAAACCCGUUCCCUGCCAUACACCUCUCUCUCUUCAUUUCUUUCUCCCUGAACUUCCAGCAUCUCAGCAAGUUCAAACUCUCCUGCGUGAGGGUGGCGGCGAUCGAGAGGUCACGUGAUGAGCAUCUUGCUGCCCAACAUGGCGGAAUUCGACACCAUCUCGGAACUGGAGGAGGAGGAAGAAGCAGCUACGUCCUCGUCCUCGUCGUCGCCGUCGUCGUCAUCGUCUGUAUCGGGGCUCGAGGAUGACGAGGGAGAUGAGGAGGAGGAAGAAGAGGAGGAAGAAGAGGAAGAGGAGAAGGAGCAAGAGGAGGAGACGCCGCCACCGCCUCGGGUAGUGAGCGAGGAGCACCUGCGGAGAUAUGCCCCCGACCCUGUACUGGUGCGGGGCGCCGGCCACAUCACCGUGUUUGGCUUGAGCAACAAGUUUGAUACUGAAUUUCCCUCCGUUCUAACAGGAAAGGUGGCCCCAGAAGAAUUUAAGACCAGCAUUGGCCGUGUGAAUGGGUGUUUGAAAAAGGCUCUCCCAGUCAAUGUGAAAUGGCUGCUGUGUGGUUGUCUCUGCUGUUGUUGUACUCUGGGUUGCAGCCUGUGGCCUGUUAUUUGUCUCAACAAAAGAACCAGAAGAUCAAUUCAGAAGUUAUUAGAAUGGGAAAAUAACAGAUUAUAUCACAAGCUUGCUUUACACUGGAAGUUGACUAAAAGGAAAUGUGAAACUAGCAAUAUGAUGGAGUAUGUAAUACUAAUAGAAUUCUUACCAAAAUAUCCCAUAUUCCGACCUGACUGAGGAAUUUUAUUCAGUCACUUCUGUGUUACCUGUCAUUUCCUACCCUUAGUGCCUUGUAGAUGAUUUUGGAAUGAAGAUGGUCUCCUUUGCUGUGUUCAAUUUAUUCUUUAUAAUGGUAGAAUAUUUUCCUCACUCUUUUGUGUUGGUUUAAGAAGAAAAUUUGCACAUCUUUUUUUUUGUUGUUAAAUGAGGCUUGUGUUUUGCACUCUCCAUUUUUAAAUAAAUACACACAUAUAUGUGUAUAUGUAGUUGCCAUUAAAGAUUAAACAUUAGUGCUGGCGUUUUAAAAAAAAACCAAAAACUGUUCUAAGCAUGCUGCCUUAUAAUUUUCCUACUUGCUGUUUCUAAAUAGGCAUCAUUUUUCUAGGCUACUUUAAUGCUCUGUAAUCCCAUAUUAAACAUACAUAAAUAAGCUAUUGGUAGCUUUUAGCAAUGGUUUUACUCUUUCCUGCUUAUAAAGGACAUGCAAUUAAUGGCACUCGUUUUGUCCUGCACUUAGCUAAAUUAUCAUUUAUGUUAGUGGAUAAAAUAUUUAAACUCCUAACGACUUGUAAAUAUUGUCUCUUUGCAUAAUGUACAAUGUGGUAUGCCAUGGUUUACAGAAUUUAAUAUUGCUCUUACUGUAUUGCCAACAAUUCUGCAUAGAUUUUAAUAUGAUUGAAGUUUGUAAGCAUCCUUUGGAAUGUACAUACUGUUAACAUGCUAUUGUAUGGCAAAGCCACAAUAAGUAUGUUAAAAAUUUCAGCUGUAGAACAGGGUUGCCCUUUGUAAUGAGUUGAUUAAAAUUGAAAUAAUUUGAGAUAUUCUGCCUUGCACCUGAAACGAAGAACCUGAUUUUUUCCAUUUAAUUUAGUAGUUCCAGUUUUGUCCUCCAUUUCCAUCCCCAAAAGAAUUCAUUUGACAUCUGACACAUUUCACAACCUCAGUAUUCUCAUUUAUUUACCUUAAUGUUUCAUUUCCCUUGUUUGAAAAUACACACAAUUAUGACUUAUAAAGGAGUAUUUCAAGAUUUCAAAUGGCUUAGAUGGUGUGUAGAUCCCCAUGAAUGCCACUGCUAACCCCCUUUUGGAGUUCUGAUAUUCUACUUUGGGAAAGAGAGAGCUAAUUGAAAAGCUGUACCUAAAGUAUAUGUAGUGGCUGAAUCAUAACUGAUAAAAUAUUCUUAAUCUUAUUUUUGAGGAUCUUUUUUUCAACAUUUGGAUAUUAUAAAUAAGGAAAGACAAGUAUUUAAACCAAAAUAUUUUACUUUAAAAAUUCACCCCAUAUAUAGCCUUUUCAUUGGUAUGUGCAUAUUUCGCCUCACAAUUAAGAUAAGUGAGCCCUCACUGGUUUGGCUCAGUGGAUAGAGCGUCGGUCUGCGGACCGAAGGGU
This is a messenger RNA of Myotis brandtii (Brandt's bat), 2199 nucleotides long. It is a transcript of the gene CHIC1, whose product is annotated as cysteine-rich hydrophobic domain 1. NCBI's taxonomy places the organism in Eukaryota, Metazoa, Chordata, Mammalia, Chiroptera, Vespertilionidae. The coding region runs from base 160 to 828 and encodes 222 amino acids. The transcript is spliced from 6 exons. The record is from RefSeq and is a predicted model, not a curated record.